UUAAAGUCAUAGGCAGUAUUAACAACUUCAUUUGUCUCUGUGGUUGUUCAGGCUAAAAAAAGGGCCCAAAUAAAUCUCUAAUCUCUAAGCGUGUUAGCUAACAAGCUAACUUAAAGGCAGUUUUAAAGCUAACCACCGGGAUUGGUAACACUAACAGUGGCGGAAAUGCGAAUAAACUUGUAAAUAGGCUUUUAACACCCCUCAUAUAACUUAACGUCACUUAGCUAAUAAACACUAGCAUUAGCAGCAUUAGUAACUCAACUACUAUUACCCAGCUAACGCUAAUGUUACAAGGCCUGAGAAGCGAGAAACCGUGUGGCUGCUGUCAGUGCUCGUGUUGUUUAAUGACUUUAUGUUAAGUGAACCGGUUUUAUUUACCAAGCAUGACUUGUGCAGCGGGAGAUGAAGACGACCCAUUCCCCGUUGACGACGGCCUGUUUGCGGACACAUUUUCUCAGGACACCGUGUACUCUUUGAUGGGUCAGGAGCUGAAGAUCAGGCAGGUGUUUGGUGCGAACCUCGGCGUGGCUGCUCCGGUCUGGGAAGCUGCGUUACAGCUGUGUGGUUACUUGGAGCAGCAGUCGGUGGAGGUGAGGGGGCAGCGCGUCAUCGAGCUGGGAGCAGGGACCGGACUGGUCGGUAUCUUGGCUGCACGCCUCGGUGCAGUUGUGACCCUCACAGACCUUCCUCUGGCUCUCCCACAACUUCAGGCCAACGUCUCUGCUAACAUGCCGUCCAGUGGUUGGCCCAGCUCUCCUCCCAGCGUCCUCCCUCUGUCCUGGGGUGAGGACCACAUGAACUUCCCCUCUGACUGGGAUCUGGUGCUCUGUGCAGAUAUCAUUUACCUCCCAGAGACUUACCCACUGCUCGUGGAGACACUGGCUCACCUGUGUAAGAGUGGAGCUGUGGUGUAUCUGUCGUCCAAAAUACGAAAAGAGCACCAGACUCCACGUUUCUAUGAAGAAUGUCUGCUGAGCAGAUUUAACGUGGAGCUUGUGCAUCGUGAUGACAAUCAAAACAUUAAUAUCUACAGGGCGUCUCUGAGGAAGGAUUAGUGACAGCAUGGACAUGGACCAGUUACUGCACUGAGACCAGUUAUGACUCUGUUUUUUGGUGCCUUUUAAAAAACAAAAUAAAAAAACAAAUGUGAAACCUUUAUUAUACAAAAUACAUAGCUGUUAAUUUCAUUCUUUAAUUAACAAUUAAGCUUUUACAUUAAGCUGUAAUUUUGUGUUUUAUAAUACAAGGACAACUUGUUACAAUUACCCUGCUCUUAGUGAGUUUCCCCUGUAUUGAAAAAUGUUUCAGUCAAUCAAUAUAAAGUCCAAAAUCAUAAUGUUUGUUGUGUAGGUUAAAUCCCAGAAGUGAGGUCAGAUUAAUUUGGUCCUUUAAGAUGCACCAAGUUUUGGAAUAUUGUUGAAUAACUACCCCAUGUUUACUUAGUUGACUAUUGGUUCGGUCCAAAAACAGCAGUACAUUUAUUUGUAUAUUUACAUGGCUAUUUUAUUGACUUCAGUCACUUGUGAAAUCCGUUAUAUCCUUUAAUAUUUCACUUGUGAGAUUAUGUUUUUACAUUACAUGUUACAAUUGGAAAUAAAACAAUAUGUUAUUUUUCCUCAGUUAAGUUUAUUUGUUUAUUUGGCUGCCCAUUAGCCAUUAUGAAGGUAGAAACUAAUCUUUCCGGGGUUGAUAUAAGUAAUCCUCAAUUAAGUAUUGUGAUGAUUUGACAGUUUUCUCUUUAAAAUGUGUCUGUGUGAUAUUUGUCCAUCCGAACUAAACCUAUUUUCUAUCUUAUUUUGUGUAUUUUUGCGCUUCAUGUGUCCUCUUACCAACUAGUUUGUUUCAUGGCUGCCACCUUUAGUAGCUAGUAACCUUACUCUUCUCCAAAUAAAUAAAUACUUUGGGGAAAAAUAGAAUUUGAAAGGAAGGGAUUAGCUAUGGUACCUUUUUUUUUGUUAUUUCCAACUUGUAUGGAAGCAUUUGUUGUGAGCACACGUUGAAUACAGUUUUGGGACCUGAAAGGAGAGUUCACCUUUUUUUUUCCUCACCAAAUGUCUUCAUUUUUUGUUCCUGUACAUGUAGUUUCAGAGGCUUGAAAAGGAUCAACUGUUCUUCUCAGGCAACUUGCUAUGCAGAUGACACUCAGCUCUAUCUGUCAUUUCCUCCUGAUGACCCAUCGGUCUCUGCACGGGUCUCUGACUGCCUCUCAGACAUAGCCACUUGGAUGAAGGCACAUCACCUCCAGCUGAACCUUUCAAAAACUGAACUGCUAGCCCUCCCUGCUAAACCCACAAUACACCACAAUAUCGACAUCAAACUUGACUCCCUGUGUCUUGCCUCCACCAGGGUGGUGAGAAACAUAGGGGUGAUGAUUGAUGACCAACCCACCUUUUCCAGUCAUGUCGCCUCAGUUACCCGGUCAUGCCGCUUUGCACUUUACAACAUCAGAAAAAUCAGACCUUACCUAACUCAACAUGCCACUCAACUCUUGACACAAGCUGUCGUCAUCUCAAAACUUGACUACUGUAACGCCCUCCUGACAGGCCUGCACAAUAAAACCGCUUCAGAUGAUCCAGAACGCGGCGGCGCGUCUGGUCUAUAACCAGCCAAAAAGGUCAC
Molecule: messenger RNA, 2619 nt
Organism: Centropristis striata (black sea bass)
Lineage: Eukaryota; Metazoa; Chordata; Actinopteri; Perciformes; Serranidae
Product: EEF1A lysine methyltransferase 3-like
Exons: 3
Coding region: 384-1055 (223 amino acids)
Biological process (GO): peptidyl-lysine methylation
Cellular component (GO): cytoplasm; cytosol
Molecular function (GO): protein-lysine N-methyltransferase activity
Source: RefSeq, a predicted model, not a curated record